Sciurus carolinensis (gray squirrel) is the source of this 5517-nucleotide messenger RNA. Its product is annotated as 3-ketoacyl-CoA thiolase B, peroxisomal-like. Gene Ontology annotation, cellular component: peroxisome. The coding region runs from base 27 to 1367 and encodes 446 amino acids. The record is from RefSeq and is a predicted model, not a curated record. Gene Ontology annotation, molecular function: acetyl-CoA C-acyltransferase activity. Lineage: Eukaryota; Metazoa; Chordata; Mammalia; Rodentia; Sciuridae. Gene Ontology annotation, biological process: fatty acid beta-oxidation; phenylacetate catabolic process. The transcript has 12 exons.
ACUGGUCUGCUUAUCCCAGCGUCGUGAUGUGGAGGCUGCAGGUUGUUCUGGGUCAUCUCACUGGUCAGCCCGAUCCCGGCUUGGCACUACGGGCAGCGCCGUGCUUCAGCAGCUUCCCGCAAGCCUCGGCUGCGGACGUGGUGGUGGUGCAUGGACGGCGCACCGCCAUCUGCAAAGCGGGACGCGGAGGCUUCAAGGACACCACCCCCGACGAGCUUCUGUCAGCGGUCUUGACCGCGGUUCUUCAGGAUGUAAAGCUGAGGCCUGAGCAGCUGGGGGACAUCUCCGUGGGAAAUGUUCUUCAGCCUGGGGCUGGGGCUGUCAUGGCCCGGAUCGCCCAGUUUCUGAGUGGCAUCCCAGAGACUGUGCCUCUGUCCACUGUCAACAGACAGUGCUCAUCAGGGCUGCAGGCAGUGGCCAACAUAGCUGGUGGCAUCAGAAAUGGGUCUUAUGACAUUGGCAUGGCCUGUGGGGUAGAGUCCAUGUCCCUGGCUAACAGAGGGAACCCUGGAAAUAUUACUUCACGCUUGCUGGAGAAUGAGAAGGCCAGAGACUGCUUGAUCCCCAUGGGGAUAACCUCGGAGAAUGUGGCUGAGCGGUUUGGCAUUUCACGGGAGAAGCAGGAUACCUUCGCGCUGGCCUCCCAGCAGAAUGGGCCAGAGUGGGGACAUGAGGAAGGGAGCUCCAGGGAGCUGAGCCUGCUGUCUGCUGCUGGCAGGGCAGCAGGAGCCCAGAGCAGGGGCUGUUUCCGUGCUGAGAUUGUGCCUGUGACCACCACCAUCCACGAUGACAAGGGCACCAAGAGGAGCAUCACUGUGUCCCAGGAUGAGGGAAUCCGCCCCAACACCACCAUGGAGGGCCUGGCCAAACUGAAGCCUGCAUUCAAGGAUGGUGGCUCCACCACAGCUGGAAACUCUAGCCAGGUGAGUGAUGGGGCGGCUGCCAUCUUGCUGGCCCGGAGGUCCAAGGCAGAAGAGUUGGGCCUCCCCAUCCUCGGAGUCCUGAGGUCCUAUGCAGUGGUUGGGGUCCCACCUGACAUCAUGGGCAUUGGACCUGCAUAUGCCAUCCCUGCAGCCUUGGAGAAAGCAGGGCUGACAGUGAACGAUGUGGACAUCUUUGAGAUCAAUGAGGCCUUUGCAAGCCAGGCUGUCUACUGUGUGGAGAAGCUAGGAAUCCCCCCUGAGAAGGUGAACCCUCUGGGAGGUGCCGUGGCUCUGGGCCACCCGCUGGGCUGCACUGGGGCACGACAGGUCAUCACGCUGCUCAAUGAGCUGAAGCGCCGUGGGAAGAGGGCAUAUGGAGUGGUGUCCAUGUGCAUCGGCACUGGAAUGGGAGCCGCCGCUGUCUUCGAAUACCCUGGGAACUGAGUCCCUCGCUCAAGGCACUACCCAGAUGGCCCUGCUCUGGCCGCCAGAGAGUGACUCUAGGGAACAAAUCUACCUGGGACAUUCAGCACUGGUGGUUGCGGUGGGGACAAAUGAAGGCACGUCAACUAUUUGAAAACUGUGAACACUGAUGAUGCAGUACAAGAGGGGGUGGCAUAUUGGGCCAUACCACCAGAUCCCCUCUAGCUGGGCCAGACAAAGUCAGUGUGCAUCACCCAGGCCACAAGGCCAUGCAAAUCAUAGGGUACUGUGGCCUCAUGAAUGAGGUACAAUGACAUAGUAAAUGUGUGUUAUCUCAUCUUGGUGGCUCUGGAUUUUUCCAAGGGCUUGUGUUUUCCUUGCUGGACCUCUGUGUGCUCCAAGUAGUGAGUCUGAACUGCCAUGGUCUCUAUGGUGAUGUGACCUGUUUUUUGUGUUAGCUCUGGGAACUUAUGAAGCAAGGCCUAGGCCAAGACCAUUGCUCUAGAGGAGGCUUUUCCAUCCCAGGAGCUGCUCAGAACUCCCCAAUCCAUGUCCCCGUCCAGCACACCUGUUCCUUAACCUGCGCCAUCUUGUUCCCUUAGCUCAGUCUGGGGCUGAGGGGUGGGAUGAACCUCAGAACCUGUGAGGUUCCAUGAAUCUCUCUUUGUAGGAACCUGGCCCUGGAGCCUUGGGCGCAGGACUUCUUGCCUAGCAUUCCUUCUACCACCAGUGUGGACUCAUACAGCUCAUUGCUCCUUGGGAGAGGUGGGGCUUAGGUCAACAGAGUUCUGAGUCCUGUGACAGUGUCAGGGAAUUGAGGAGGAGUUGUACCUAGGAGUGAAGAACAUCUGAAUGGUGAUGGACAUUGGGGUCGCAUUGGUGAGCAGCACCUCCAGCAACCCACUCCCUGGGGAGACCCCAAAGCCCUCAGCCUUCUUGGUGGUGAUCUGUUGUCCUGCAUCAAGAGGAAGGGAAUACACACAAGGGGACAAGCAGCUCCAUGUGUUAUGCUGGAGCCUUCACUUGCUCCAGGUCAGCCCAUCCUCUUAGGAGUCAUUUCUGGUCUUACCAACACCACAGUGCAAGACAAAUGGGUGUCACCAGGCCUAGUGUACCAUACUGCACAGAUUGGACACAUGGUCAUAGGACAUGGGUUUGGACCCAGCUCCACCAAAAGCAGUAAGCAAGUUGACCAUCAGCAUGGUCCAGUAGCUCCUCAGCUGCUGAGGUUUAUAGGUAGACUUCCCAGACUCUGUUGAUUUACAAAACAGGUUCCAAAGUCCACCUAGCUGGUGGAGAGCUACAGCUUGGGCACAACCACGAUGACUGACAGGGUUACCACCUGGUGGACAAAGCCUUUGACUCAGCAGGGAAUGGAGCAACCUCAUCCACUGCUGUAGGAUCUGAGCUCGAGAGUCACUGGGACACAGGAAACCUCGUAGUCUGCAAGCAUCCAUACUUUUAAGCAGAGCACCAGCAGCAGCAUAGUUAGUCUCAGAGUCCACAUCUCCAUCAAGAGCAAGGGGUGGUUAUGAUUAUGAUUGGAAAGAGGCCACAAUGGCACCAUCUGCUCUCCCUACUGUCCCUUCCAAAUUCACUGCCAUAGAGCUUUGUGCUCUGCUUCAGGUUGGUAGGUCAGUCAACCAUAGGGUUUCCUUCUCCUCUCCUCUCUCCUCCCUCUUCCUUCCCAAAGAGCCCAAGGCAUUUUCUCAGGUUGCUAAAAGUAGGUGAUACUUUCACAUUUGGAGCUGAGUUCUGCUUUUCCCUUCUUUGCCUACUGCAGGCCCAGCAAAGUCUGGCUCAGCCCCUACCCCAGCUCAGCCUGCUGGGACCCAGACUAGUCCAGGAUGCCUCAGUAACAGCCCAGCAGCGCCCCCACCUGGACAUUCAUUCCACAAGUGCUGCCCCACACCUUUUCUGUGCCCAGAAUCUUUUUGGUGCAGAGACAGCCCUGCUCACCCUGAGGAAUCAGAGGCUAGAGGAGAGGGACAAUAAGCGAACCACCCUUUGCUAUCCAGAAUGACCAGGGCUGGGUUCUGGCCACCUGUAGGCUGAGGAAGGACUUUGUCUUUAUCCUGAGGCCAGUGAAGGGCCUGUGAUGGGUUUGAAGCAGGGGUGUGUCCAAGUCUGCUUUGCUUUCUGUAAGAUCUCUCUGGCUGCUGUUGGGAGGUAGGCAGAAGGAGCACGAGUGGGUUGAGGACAUCAGUCAAGUGGCCAAGACCAAAAAGACCUGCAGGAUGAGGCAUGGUCUCUUGCCUCCCAAAGACAAGUCUGUGGACCUAGCUCAACAGAUUUCCCCAAGGAACCUGUCGGCAACACAGAUUCCUGGACCCUAAGGUCAACAGCAAGUCAGUAAGAUUCUUUAUUAAGAUCUUAGAAAUAUUUGAUUGUGUCUCCUAGAUCUUUUCAACUAUACCAAUACAAUUUCAUAUAAGUGGCCGCAAUGUUCUAUACCAGUGUUGUCAAAUUCAGUGACCAAUAGCCACAUGUGGCUGUGAGGACUUGAAAUGUGGGUGGACACUAUGACAGAGAAAUUGCAUGUUAAAAUGUAUUUAAAUUAAAGUGUCCAUUUGUUACUAGUGGCUAUUGUCAUGCGGAAUCCCCAGACAUACUAAACGGAGACUUUGGAACUGGGCCCUAGAAAUUUAUUUUUUAACAAAGUGAUUCUGAUAAAUGUUCAAGGUUGAGAAUCACUAAGUUCAAUAACAAAACUACCACUGAGGUACACCCUCAGCCCUUUUCAAUUCUUAUUUUGAGGAAGGGUCUUGCUAAUGAUAUUUGGAAGUUUGAAAUUUUCUAAACAAUUCUAAGUUUAAGAAAAAAAAUCACUGCAGAAAGUAUAAAAAUAUAGAACAGAAUGAUAACAACAACAACAACAACAAAAAAAAGAUUGUGGAUCAAAACCAGUGGCUUAUAACUAAAACAAUAAUAGGAGGAAAUUUUAGUCCUUUUGCUUAUAUUAAUAAAGAAGAAAGGCGGAAAAUCAACGAGGUAGGUAUUGCAACUUAAGAAGUUAGAGCAGAAUAGCUACAUAUGCCCAUCAAAUAUGUAAAAUGAUGAAGAUAAAAACUGGGGGUUGGAGGUGUAGAGGAUGUGCUUACCAAGGGUUCAAUCCCCAGUACUGCAAUCCACUCCCGCAAAGGAGAGAGAGAUAGUGAAACAAAAAAACAAAGAUAAAAAAGGCCCCAAAUUGGUUAUUUGAAAAGAUUAAUUAUAUGGGUAAAUACAAAAACAUAUGCCAAUUCCAAUUUUUUUCUUCUUCUUUCUUUAUUUUAUUUAUUUUAUGUUUUUUGAGACGGGGUCUCACUGUAUUGCCCAUGCCGGUCUCAAACUCGUGAGAUCAAGUGUUCCUCUCACCUCAGUCCUCUUACUAGCUGGAACUAUGUGCAUGUACCCCUGCACCUAGCAAUUUCAGUUCUUUAAAAGAAAGAUAAGCAAAGGCCCAAGUAAAUGAGAUUAGGAAUUAAAAAGAGAAAGUGAGGCCUGGGGAUCAAGCCCAGGGCCUCAAACAUUCUAGGGGAGGCUAGGCUACCACUAGGCUACACUCCCAGUCCUCAAAUGUUUCUCUUCUUAUAAGGACACUGGUCACAGGAUUGGAGCCCAUCCUAAUCUACUAUGACCUCAUCUAUGAAGAUCCCAUUUCCAAAUAAGAUCACAUUCACAGUACCAGGAGUUAGAACUCGAACAUAUCUUUUUGGGGUUACAUAAUUCUAUCCACUACACAGCAAUAGUUCAUUUAUUUUCACACGUUAAUGAAAACAUUCAAGAAUGUGCAUUUAGUACAGUCUAAAUGUUCUAAUAGAAUGUUUUCAUUUUCCUGCUUUCUGUACUAGGGAUUGAGCAUGCGAUCUACCACUGAGCUACACCCUCAGCUCUUUUCAUUUCUUAUUUUGAGACAGUGUCUUGCAAAAUUGCCUGGGUUGGCCUUGAACUUGAGAUCCUUCUGCCUCAGCCCCCUGAGUAGCUGGGAUUGCAGGUGAACUCUAUGGUGUCUAGUCAUUUUCCUGCUUUCUAAAUAGUGUGUUGUAUUUUUAUUUCCUUCUCUAACCCAGUAAUUAUUUAGGAGAAUGAUUUAAAAGUUCUAAGUAGUUCAACAUCCCCUCAGUGAUUGUCUUCUUUCUCUUUAUUUUUUAGUCCAAAACUUAAAAUUAAAAUUAAAAUGCAAAAAUCA